AUGAGUCGGAGGAGGAUAUCCUGUAAAGAUCUGGGACACGCUGACUGCCAAGGGUGGCUGUAUAAGAAAAAGGAAAAGGGGACUUUCCUAAGCAACAAAUGGAAAAAGUCCUGGGUGGUGCUGAAGGGGUCCUCGCUGUACUGGUACAGCAGUCAAAUGGCAGAGAGAGCUGAUGGAUUUGUGAACCUGCCCGAUUUCACCGUGGAAAGAGCAUCUGAAUGCAAGAAAAAGCAUGCAUUUAAGAUCAACCAUCCACAGAUCAAGACCUUCUAUUUUGCAGCUGAGAAUUUGCAGGAAAUGAACGUGUGGUUAAAUAAACUCGGAAUAGCUGUGAUCCAUCUUGAAUCCACUACAAAGGAUGAAGAAUGCUACAGUGAAAGUGAGCAGGAGGAUCCUGAUAUAGCCACGGAGACUCCGCCCCCUCACUCUGCCACUUCCUCUCCUUUGGUAGGUGCAGACGCUGCCCAGCGGGCAUCUUCGUCCUCACCCAAAUUGAGUGAAACAUCGUGUUCUUUCUCUUCCCUGGAAAAUACAAUGAAGACGGCCAGCAGCGGUUCUUCCUCGGGAUCUAAAGAAAGACAGUCCUGGCUGGACAUCGUGAACAGCUCACCUGCUGCUGGAGAUGCGGGACACGCACUCGCCUUUGCCGUGCAGGUCCAUGCCCCCGCACCCUCAGAGGCUGCCAGUUGCAAGGCCCUGGACACCAGCUUGGUCACAUCCGAAAGUGGGUUUUUGAACUCUUUGUCUAGUGAUGACACUUCUUCACUGAGUAGCAAUCAAGAUCAUCUCACUGUCCCAGACAAGGCUCCUGGAUCAAGGGUGAUGGAGAAAGAAGAAACAAAAGCACCUGAAGAUGAUGAAAUGGAGAAACUUUACAAAUCAUUAGAGCAAGCGAGUCUGUCUCCACUUGGGGACCGCCGGCCUUCGACCAAGAAGGAGUUGAGAAAGUCAUUUGUGAAACGGUGCAAGAACCCAUCCAUCAAUGAGAAACUUCACAAAAUUCGAACCUUGAAUAGCACAUUGAAGUGUAAAGAACAUGAUCUGGCCAUGAUCAACCAGUUGCUGGAUGAUCCGAAACUAACAGCCAGGAAGUACAGAGAGUGGAAGGUCAUGAACACCCUCCUGAUCCAGGACAUCUAUCAGCAGCAUCAGGCCCCAAGUGAACCUGAAGGCGCACCACAGGAACUCACGGAGCCCCCUUCACCGGCCUGUCUGGAAAAUUCUAUCUGAGAAAAAGCCAGAAUUCUCUCUUCUUGUAUUUUACUGAAAGCAACUUUACAAAGAUGUUGCAGGAGCUUCUGUUUCUCCGUGAUGGGAAAACUGAAGUUCCCCUCUGCAGCUUAGCUGAAGACAGUUACCAGAUGCAGCAGG
Messenger RNA from Urocitellus parryii (Arctic ground squirrel), 1371 nucleotides. The record is from RefSeq and is a predicted model, not a curated record. NCBI's taxonomy places the organism in Eukaryota, Metazoa, Chordata, Mammalia, Rodentia, Sciuridae.